Molecule: messenger RNA, 1281 nt
Organism: Strongyloides ratti
Lineage: Eukaryota; Metazoa; Nematoda; Chromadorea; Rhabditida; Strongyloididae
Product: Integrase, catalytic core domain and Ribonuclease H-like domain and AT hook-like family-containing protein
Exons: 1
Coding region: 1-1281 (426 amino acids)
Biological process (GO): DNA integration
Molecular function (GO): DNA binding
Source: RefSeq, a predicted model, not a curated record
AUGCUCUUGUCUCUAUGGCAUGAACACCCCCUCUUAGGCAACCACUCCGGAUUUGAGAAAGGAGUACGAAAAUUUAAAGACAUUUUCCUAUGGCCCAGCAUGGACAAUGACAUCAAGAAGGCUUGGUCCAAUUGCUCUCAAUGUCUUCUGAAUAAGACACAGUCCCCGUUAAUGGCUCCAGUAUCGACAAAGACAUUACCUAUACCUCCACAUCCUUGGCACACAUUAAGCUUGGAUCACAUUAUUAUAGACGACAAUAAUAAUGCUCUGGUACUAAUUGACGAAUUCAGUAAAUUCGUUUCUUUAUGUCAUACUACCAACUUGGGUGCUAUUACGGCUAUCAACGCCUUGGAACGUCUCUUCUUUCUCAUUGGAUUCCCCACAGUUAUCAAAUCCGACAACGGCCCUGCUUUCAUUUCAACUCCCUUCAAAAUGUUUUGUAACAACUAUGGCAUCAGACAUUACACUGUCUCUGCUUACAAUCAUCAAGGCAAUGGAAUUGUAGAACGCUUCAACCGCAUAAUCCGCGAAACCAUCCGCCUAUACCCCAAGAUUGAUAUCAAGUUGAUACUUCACAGUGCUCAAUAUGCCCACAACUUCGGUUAUACCACUACACAAGAAGGUAAACCAAAAGAAUAUAUAUUGCACACAACAGACAAAUGGCUUGCAGAGCCAUAUACAAACUCGUCUCUUUCCGGUCGACAUGAUCUCCUCUUAUACUUGAAAUCACACAUGAAUCAACAACAGCGACAAGUAGCUCAAACUUCACCCAAACGGAUUCCCGCAGGAACUCUCGUUUUUCGUAAGGACCCUACGGCGCACAAGAAUAGUGCACAAUAUGAUGGCCCAUAUGAAGUAAUAGAACAUGUACACGGCGACUCAUACAUGAUACAAAAACUAUCCUCAAAAGGUAGAAGAAUUGACACCGCAUUCAAAACAAAUGCUCGCUUACUGAAGCUAGCUCCGAAGCACUACUCGCUACCUUCCACAGUGACAGACACGCCAAGUACACUUCCUACUAUCGCAUCAGAAACAACACCGACAUUGGAUAUUCCAUCCACAAAGAAGAGAGGGAGACCAAAGAAAGUGCACAAUAAAGAAUCAAUUCCACCUCAGAAAGAACUAAACAUAGAUAUAAAGAAAAAGCGAGGACGACCCCGUAAAUUAACUAGAAAAACAACCAACAAAAAUAAACCACAACCUGCAAAUGAAACAGUGAAAGAAAUUAAAAAACGUGGUAGACCCAGAAAAACAAUCACAGAAGAACCAAGUAAUGAAUAA